CACGAGCCGCCCGUCAUCUCGACAGACGCCUCGGAGUAGGGGUGGUAAAGCAUGUAUGUCUUCCGCUUCUGGUUAUGGACUCUUUUCACCGCCUACACGAGCUACUUCUGGACGAGGGACUUCAGGCAACGGUCGAUAGCCGUCUGCUGCUGCUGCUGCUGCUGCUGCUGCUGCUGCUUCGCUUCGAAUUGCGUUAUCCAUGCGAGCUCCACAGAUGAAUCCUGAACACGCCUAGAGGUGCGUACGCGUGCAAGGCUUUGGUGUAGAGAGACAGCAAACGUGCUCAACCUCGUUCCGACAGCCUAGACAUGGCCCAGGAUGACUCUAUCAUCCCCGCUCAGUUCCUUCUCGACCUCGAGUUCCUUCUUUAUUACCGUAGGUCAACACUCCGGACGACCCAAUCAGGGCCUUCCAUAGUCCGGAUGUUAACACCGUAUCCAAGCAAUUACAAGCGCAACCCAUUGCGUUAAGGAUCGAGGGAUGUACUGUGCCCAGCAAGGAGUUGAUCGCGGCCAGAUGCGCUGAGGGAUCGGUUACGAGGGCAACGCACUCUUC
Messenger RNA from Dichomitus squalens LYAD-421 SS1, 555 nucleotides. RefSeq lists its product as uncharacterized. Bases 309 to 470 code for a protein of 53 amino acids. The record is from RefSeq and is a predicted model, not a curated record. NCBI's taxonomy places the organism in Eukaryota, Fungi, Basidiomycota, Agaricomycetes, Polyporales, Polyporaceae. The transcript is spliced from 3 exons.